AUGGUUGUUGUAGCAGCCGCUGGCGGUACCGGUACGGUAGGCCGCAAUAUUGCUGAGGCUCUCAUUGCUCAGGCGAACCACGAGGUCAUCAUUCAGAGCCGCACAGCCAAUCCCCUCAAGGCAAAGGAAAUCGGCGUUCGAGCUAUUGGAACAGAUUACAAAGAAGUGUCAGCAACCAGAAAGAUUCUCGAGGACAACAACGUCCACACGGUGAUCUCUGCCUUGAUCAGGAUGCCAGGCACGGCCGGACCCUUUGGAACCGAAUCUCAUCCUAGCCGCCGACGAUUGUAA
Molecule: messenger RNA, 291 nt
Organism: Thyridium curvatum
Lineage: Eukaryota; Fungi; Ascomycota; Sordariomycetes; Thyridiales; Thyridiaceae
Exons: 2
Coding region: 1-291 (96 amino acids)
Source: RefSeq, a predicted model, not a curated record